Molecule: messenger RNA, 9513 nt
Organism: Brachypodium distachyon (stiff brome)
Lineage: Eukaryota; Viridiplantae; Streptophyta; Magnoliopsida; Poales; Poaceae
Product: BEACH domain-containing protein C2
Exons: 31
Coding region: 319-8937 (2872 amino acids)
Molecular function (GO): protein binding
Source: RefSeq, a predicted model, not a curated record
GCCAUACCGGGCCCGGUAACAAGCAAUCUGCCACGGCGCCAUUUCUUCGCCUUCCCCGCUUGGCCGCUUCCCCCCUCUCUCUUCCUUCCGCCUCUCGGGCCACGCCAUGCACCGCGCCAGCUACCACCGCUAAUCUCUCGCGAGCAUUUUCCCAAACAGCUCCAGUUUCUCCCUGGCCUCACACCCCAAUUGCAAAGUUUUUCCCCAAAUUUUUUCCAUCAAUUUCACCCACAUUGCGCUUGAUCCUCUCCCCCUUGCUCCGGUCGCUAAUCGAUUCCGCACAUUUUUGUGGAUUUUUCCAUGAAGUGAGCCGAUGUAAUGGAGGAGGACUCGCGCGAUGUGUCCGACGCCUCGCCCACCUCGCCGUGGGAGGACGGCGUCGUCGAGCACUUCGACGAUGAGUCGCCCCGCGGCGAGGGGUACAUCAUCGAGGACGAGGAGAUGUCGGACGUCGAGACGACCGCGGGUUCGCCGGUGGCCCCUCCAGAGCCUUCCACGCAGCCUCCCCCACCGCUGCGGAGACGCCUAGCGCCGGUCGUGUCGUCGGAAGUCCCAGAGGCGGUAGUGCGGGCGGUGGACGCAGUGAUCAUGGGCGGCGGGGUCGACCGCCUCCGCGAGAUGGUCUCCGAGGAAAACGGCGAGGUCUCGCAUUUCAUCGUGGACGUACUGAUGAUCACGAUGGGCGGCGUGGAUGGCAUCGACGAAGGCACAGGCGACGGCACCAGCACCAGCACGACGCCCAGCAUCAUGUCCAGCUCGCGCGCGGCCGCCAUCGCGGCCGAGCUGUUGCCGUACCUCCCCUGUGGCACCGAGCCGUCGCCGCGCACUCGUAUGGCCCGUGGUCUCCUCGCCACCCUCAGCGCCUGCACUCGCAACCGCACCAUGUGCUCCGCUUCGGGUCUUCUCGCUAUUCUCCUCGAGGUCGCAGAGAAGCUGUUCGUAGGAAUGGGUCAGAGCAGGGAGUGGGACGGGACACCACUUGUGCAGUGCAUUCAGGUGCUGGGCGGACACUCGGUUAGUGUCAAGGACUUGCAUUCCUGGCUCCUUUUGGUUAAGAAGGCUCUUGGGACGCUCUGGGCGACGCCGCUGACACUUGCAUUGGAAAAGGCUGUUGGCUGCAAUGAGGCAAAGGGCCCUGCAGUGACGUUUGAGUUCGACGGCGAGAGCUCUGGCUUGCUUGCCCCUGGGGAGAGCAGGUGGCCAUUCUCGAAUGGUUUUGGGUUUGCCACCUGGAUAUAUGUAGAGUCAUUCUCAGACUCACGCAACACAGCUACGGCCACAGCAGCCAUUGCAGCCGCUGCAGCAUCAACGUCUGGGAAAUUGUCAGCAUGGGCGGCAGCUGCGGCUGCUUGCACACUUGCUGGAGAAGGGACGAAGCACAUGCCCAGACUUUUCAGCUUCCUCACUGCUGAUAACGAUGGUGUGGAGGCUUAUUUUCAUGGCCAGUUUCUAGUCGUUGAGAGUGGGACUGGAAAGGGGAAAAAGGCUUCUCUGCAUUUCACCUAUGAAUUCAAACCACAGUGCUGGUACUUUGUUGGUUUGGAGUACACAAGCAAACAGGGUUUGCUUGGAAUGGUCGAGAGUGAACUGCGGUUGUAUGUGGAUGACAAACUUCACGAGAGCUGUCCGUUUGAGUUCCCACGCAUCUUGAAACCGCUGGCCUUCUGCUGCAUUGGGACAAACCCACCACCAACUAUUGCUGGCCUGCAGCGCCGGCGGCGGCAAUGCGCACUGUUUGCGGAAAUGGGGCCUAUAUAUAUUUUCAUGGAGCCGAUUGGGCCAGAGAGAAUGACUCGACUUGCUUCUAGGGGAGGAGAUGCACUUCCCAGCUUCAGCAAUGCCGCUGGUUUGCCUUGGAAAGCUACCAGUGAUCACAUUAGGGAAGUAGCUGAAGAUAGUUAUGCGCUUGACAUUGAGACUGCAGGAAGCUUACAUCUUCUGUAUCACCCUAGCCUACUCAACGGCCGAUUUUGUCCCGAUGCUUCACCUUCUGGUUCGACAGGUACUCAGCGAAGACCUGCAGAAGUUGUUAGGAUGGUUCAUGUAUCUUACCGCGUGCGACCUGCAGAAUCUUUGUGGGCAUUAGCUUGUGGAGGUCCAAUGGCUUUACUACCAUUGACCGUGAGCAAUGUUGAGAUGGAUAAUCUGGAACCUAUACUUGGUGAUUUGUCACUGUCUCUUGCUACCGCUUCUCUUUCUGUUCCCAUUUUCAGGAUAAUUUCCCUGGCUAUUCAACAUCCUGGAAACAAGGAGGAGCUAUGCCGUACACAUGGACCAGAGCUUCUAUCAUUAGUUUUACAUUAUUUAUUGGAAACACUGUCAAGACUGGAAAGUGGGAAGAAAGAGAUACUGAGUGACGAGGAGCUUGUUGCUGCAAUUGUAUCUUUGUGUCAGUCGCAAAGAAAUGAUCCUGGUCUAAAAGUGCAGCUUUUUAGCACUUUGCUGUUGGACCUGAAGAUGUGGAGCUCAUGCAACUAUGUUUUGCAGAAAAAGCUUCUCUCUUCACUCGCAGACAUGGUUUUUGCAGAGUCUGCUUGCAUGUAUGAGGCAAAUGCGUUGCAAAUGCUUCUUGAUGGAUGCAGAAGGUGUUACUGGGUAACUCGUGAAGGAGAUUCAGUAGAUACUUUCACAUUUGCUGGAACUGAGAGACCUAUAGAGAAAGUGAAUGCUCUUGUUGAUGAGCUUUUGGUUGUUAUUGAACUGUUGAUAGGGGCAGCUUCUUCUUCUACUAUGGCUUCUGAUGAUAUUCGUUGUUUGGUUGGAUUCGUUGUUGACUGCCCACAACCUAACCAGGUUGUGAGGAUUUUGCUCCUCAUACACAGAUUGAUUGUGCACCCGAACAGUGCUAGAGCACAAAUGUUUGCUCAGUCGUUUAUUUCUUGUGGGGGUGUAGAGGCAUUACUUGUUCUUUUGCAGAGGGAGGCUAAAUCUGGCGAUAGCAAUAUUUUCAACAACUGCAAUGUGCCACAAAAUGCUGCUCUGCAGAAUGAAGGUUCUUACUCAAAAUCUACUAUUAGUGAUUCAGUCUUGAAAACAGCUAGUAGUGAAGCAGACUGUAAUCACGAGAUCAUGUCAGUUGACCGUCAUGAACCACCCUCUGAUGAAGCCAACACUGAACUUGAAUCCACGAGCAAAUGGUGCUUAUUAAAGAAUCAGUUCCUCAAGAAUCUGGGUGGCACGGACUUCCCAAAUAUUGCUGACAACAUCCAGAAUAAUGUAUACAAUAUUGAUAAGAGUGAUGGAGUACUUGUUGGGAUAGUUCAUGUUUUGGGCUCUUUAGUUGCAUCAGGUCACCUGAAGUGUGCAUCACCUAUUGCAAAAUCAAAGUUGUCUGGUGGUUUUCUGACAGCCGCUAAUGGUGAAGGAAGUACCAUGUUUGAAGACAGAGUAUCUUUAUUGCUCUUUGCAUUGCAGAAAGCUUUCCAAGCAGCCCCAAGAAGGCUUAUGACCAGAAAUGUAUAUAGGUCUUUAAUAUCUGCAGUGAUCAACACUUCUUCAGCAAAUGACAAUCUAAACUUAUAUGAUUCUGGUUAUCACUUUAAGCAUAUUCCUCUCUUAUUAGUUCUACUCCGUUCUCUUCCAUAUGCAUCACGCGCAUUCCAAGCUCAUGCUAUUCAGGAUCUUCUAUUUUUAGUUUCCAGUCAUCCGGAAAAUAGAAGUGCUAUGACUUCCAUUGCAGAGUGGCCUGAAUGGAUUUUGGAGGUUAUGAUUUCUAAUCAUGAGAUGGGUGAUAACAAAGAUUCAGAUGGUGUAAGCAUAUAUGAGCUUGAAGAUGUCAUACACAAGUUUCUUUUUAUUAUGCUGGAGCAUUCAAUGUGGCAAAAAGAUGGUUGGAAGGAUGUAGAGGCUACAAUACACUGCGCAGAAUGGCUUUCAAUGGUUGGGGGAUCUAGCAUGGGGGACCAAAGAAUUAGGCGUGAAGAAACAUUACCAAUUUUCAAAAGGAGAUUACUGGGUAGUCUGCUUGAUUUUUCUGCUCAGGAACUUCGAGUUCAGUCUGAAGGAACUACUGCUGCAGCAUCUGGUGUUGCAGUGGAGGGUUUGAUGCCUAAAGAAGCAAAAACACAAGCUGAAAGGGCUGCUCAUCUCUUGGUAGCCUUGGCUGAGAAUGCAAUAGUUCUGAUGAUGCUGGUAGAAGAUCAUCUGAGGUCACGCAGUCAACACUUUUUUACAUCCUGCUUAAUUGACAGUACUGUAUCUCCUGCAUCAAUGGUUUCCAGUAGGUCAAAUUCAUUGAGCAGAACUGGCAGCGAGCCUUUAGAAGCUGGAGGCUCUAGGCAAUCUUUGUCCAGUGAUGCUGGUGGACUGCCGGUUGAUGUUCUUGCUUCUAUGUCUGAUACAAAUGGGCAAAUUUCUGCUGAGGUGAUGGAACGUGUAACAGCAGCAGCAGCAGCUGAGCCUUAUGGAUCUGUCAGGCAUGCAUUUGUAUCCUAUGGGAGCUGUAUUUCAGAUCUUUCUGAAGGUUGGAAGUACAGAAGCCGACUGUGGUAUGGUGUAUGCAUUCCACCCAAAUCCAAUAUCUUUGGGGGAGGAGGAAGUGGUUUGGAGGCAUGGAAAUCUGUUCUAGAGAAGGACUCCAGUGGGAACUGGAUUGAACUUCCAUUAGUGAAGAAAUCAGUUGCAAUGCUACAGAUACUCCUACUAGAUUCUGGACUUGGGGCUGGCCUUGUCUCUGGAGGGGGAUCUGGCGUUGGCAUGGGUGUUAUGAGUGCACUUAACCAGUUGUUAGAUAGUGAUCAGCCUUUUUUUUGCAUGCUCCGGUUGACUCUUAUUUCGAUGAGGGAGGAUGACAAUGGAGAGGAUGACCUUUUUAUGAGGGACAUUAGCACGAAGAAUGUUAUGUCAGAAGGAUUGGGCUGUCAAACUGGAACCGUGAAUGCACUUGAUGACAACUCUUGUUCGUCUACCAGAGAACCUCAGUCUGCACUUCUAUGGAGAGUGCUUUGCCCCAUUUUGAAUACGCCAGUUCCUGAAUCUAAGAGACAGAGGGUUCUGGUUGCUUCUUCUAUUCUUUAUUCUGAGGUAUGGCAUGCUGUAAGUAGUGACAGAAAACCAUUAAGGAAAAAGUAUCUUGGAUUGAUCAUGCCACCAUAUGUAGCUGUCCUGAAAAGAUAUCGCUCUGUUUUGGCUGGUAUUCACGAGCUUACAUCUCCAGACGGACAAAAUCCACUAGUUGUGGAUGAUUGUGCUUCGGCUGCAGAUACUUUACCUGUUGAGGCUGCUGUUUCAAUGAUAUCACCUGACUGGGCCGCUGCAUUUGCUUCUCCGCCAGUUGCAAUGGCGUUGGCAAUGAUUGCUGCUGGUGCCUCUGGCGCCGAAACAAUCGCACCGCCAACGAAUAAGUUGCGCAGGCGUGACACCUCAUUGCUUGAGCGUAGAUCAGCUAAAUUACACACAUUCUCAAGUUUCCAGAAGCCCCUUGAUACAACACCAAUCCUGCCUGCGUCUGCCCCGAAGGACAAAGCGUCUGCAAAAGCUGCAGCCUUAGCUGCUGCUCGUGACCUUGAGCGUAAUUCUAAGAUUGGCUCGAGAAGGGGACUUGGUGCUGUCGCAAUGGCAACUUCUGGGCAAAGGAGGGCUGCAGGUGAUAUUGAGCGAGCCCAGAGAUGGAAUACAUCUGAAGCUAUGGGUGCUGCUUGGAUGGAGUGUCUGCAAUCUGCUGAUUCAAAGUUGGUGUCAGGAAGAGAUUUUUCUGCUCUUUCGUACAAAUAUGUUGCACUUCUUGUUUCAAGUUUUGCCUUGGCACGGAACUUGCAACGGGUUGAGAUGGAGAGGCGAACACAGGUUGAUAUCUUGAAUCAUCGGUGUGCAUCUAUUGGAGUCCGGGCAUGGCGACGUCUUCUUCAUUGCUUAAUAGAAACAAAUAGACUCUAUGGCCCUUUUGGAGAACUUCUGUGUACUCCCGAUAGCAUUUUCUGGAAGUUAGAUUUUACUGAAUGUUCAUCAAGGAUGAGAAGAUUUAUGAAAAGGAACUACAAUGGGCCAGAUCAUUUGGGUGGAGCUGUCAAUUUUGAGGAGCAGAAGCUUUUUUGUGAUGGUGUAGAAUCCGAUGCACACACGGAGGAAGGGGGCAUUCAAGUUACAAAGUCUCUUCCGACAAGUUCAUUGAUUAUAGUGGCUGAGGCAAUGUCAGUGGAUGGUGGACAUGAAGAUGCUGAGCAGAUAGAAACUGAGACUAUUUGUAGUAGUGUAGAUGAUCAACUAAGAAAUUCUUUGCCACCUGAUCCUUUUAAAGGAUCAAUAGAUUCAAGAACUUCAGAUUUUUCUGGUGUUCGCAACUUGGUUCGAUCCACAGUAAUUGCGCCUGGUUACAGGUCUAGCGAAGAGGAUAAAAGAAUUAUAAUUGAACUGCCUUCGUUGAUGGUGCAGCCAUUGAAGGCUGUACGGGGAACCUUCCAAGUCACAUCAAAGAGGAUUAACUUCAUAGUUGAUGAGCAUACAAGAGACAGUGACAAUUACAUGGAUGAUGUUGCAUCUACUAGUGGCCAAUAUGAUCAGCCAGAUAGAGAUCGGAGCUGGUUCAUAUCUUCGCUGCAUCAGAUUUAUAAUAGAAGGUAUUUGUUACGUCAAAGUGCUUUGGAAUUAUUUAUGGUAGAUAGGUCAAACUUCUUCUUUGACUUUGAGGAUAUAGAAGCACGUAGACAUGCUUAUCAGGCCAUUAUACACACCAAACCUCCUUAUUUGAGUGAUAUUUUUCUAGCUACACAGAAACCUGAACAAAUCCUUAAACAGACACAAUUAAUGGAGCGCUGGGCUAAAUGGGAGAUUAGCAAUUUUGAUUACUUAAUGGAACUGAACACUCUUGCUGGGCGCAGUUACAAUGACAUCACACAGUAUCCUAUUUUUCCGUGGGUAGUAUCAGAUUACCAUUCCAAAACACUGGAUCUGGAAGAUCAUUGUUCAUACCGAGAUCUUUCUAAGCCAAUUGGUGCUCUAAAUCCUGUACGUCUGAAGAAAUUCCAAGAACAUUACUCUAGUUUCAAGGAUCCAAUCAUCCCAAAAUUUCACUACAGCUCACAUUACUCUAGUCUUGGCACGGUGCUGUAUUACCUUGCCAGGAUAGAGCCUUUCACUACCCUCUCUAUUCAGUUGCGAGGUACCAAGUUUAGUGAUGGUGAUCAUAUGUUCUCUGAUAUCACCAGAACAUGGAAUGGUGUCCUUCAAGACAUGAAUGAUGUAAAAGAGCUAGUUCCAGAGAUGUUUUACCUUCCGGAGGUAUUUACUAAUGCAAAUUCAGCUGACCUAGGGACAAACCAACUUAUUAGAAAUCUAGGCUCUGUAGAAUUGCCUCCUUGGGCUGAGAAUCCUGUUGAUUUUAUACAUAAACAUCGGAAGGCUCUUGAGAGUGAUCAUGUCUCUGCUCGUUUGCAUGAAUGGAUUGAUCUAAUAUUUGGAUAUAGACAAAGAGGUAAAGAAGCAGUGCUGGCCAACAAUGUUUUCCCCUAUACAACAUACGAGGGGGCAGUGGAUAUUGAUAGAAUCGCUGAUCCAGUUCAACGGCGAGCUACACAAGAUCACUUAGUGAACUUCGGACAAACGCCAUCUCAGUUGCUGAUAGUUCCACACAUACGGAGAAGGCCAUUGGCAGAUAUCUUACAGCUGCAGACAAUAUUCCGGAACCCAAGUGAAGUCAGAUCUUAUGCACUUCCUAAUCCAGACCAGUGCAAUGUUCCUGCCAGUGCAAUGCUUGUAUCAAAUGACUGUAUUGUGGUCGUAGAUGCAAAUGUGCCUGCAGCAUAUGUGGCACUGCACCAUUGGCAGCCAAACACUCCAGAUGACCUAGGAACACCUUUCCUCUUUCAUCCUGGAAGAAAUGCCAUAAAUUCAAGUGGUGGCACAAUAAGGCGCAUCUUCAAAGGAUCUGCCUCUACAGAAGACUAUCAUUUCCCUCGGGCUAUAGCUUUUGCUGCUUCUGCAAUCCAAACUUCAUCAACUGUUGUUGUCACAUGUGACAAAGAGAUUAUAACUGGUGGGCAUGCAGAUAACUCUGUGAAAAUUAUCUCCCCAGAUGGAGCAAGGACCAUUGAAACUGCACAUGGGCAUAUUGCUCCAGUGACCUGCCUCUCACUGUCUCCAGAUAACACCUAUCUUGUCACAGGGUCGCGUGACACAACAGUUAUACUAUGGAGGAUACAUCAGAAGGGCUCUUCACAUUGGAAAAAUGCUCCAGAACCUCCACCUUCUACACCAACAACACCACGUAGUCCUCUAGCCAAUAGUAGUAUUAGCGGUAGCAGUACAAGCAGAAUUUUAGAAACCUCCAGGAGGCGGCGAAUUGAGGGUCCUAUGCAUGUUCUAAGAGGACAUGUUGGAGAAGUAACUUGCUGUUCUGUUAGUUCUGACUUGGGACUUAUUGCUUCCUCUUCACAUAUGUCUGGUGUCCUUUUACAUUCCUUGCGGACUGGUCGGCUCACAAGGAAGCUGGAUGUGGAGGAGGCACAUGUGAUAUGCUUGUCUUCUCAAGGAAUUGUAUUGAUUUGGAGUGAAUCGGUGAGAAGACUAUCCACCUUCACUGUUAAUGGAAUCCCUAUGGCUACCUCAGUUCUGUCACCUUUCUCUGGGCAUGUUAGCUGCAUUGAGGUUUCUACAGAUGGCCAGUUUGCUUUGAUUGGAAUACGUUUGUCUAGCAAUUGCGAUCGUGAUGGCUGUACUGCUAAUGGUGAAUAUUAUGCGUUUGAGAAGCCUGAUGGGGAGGAGGAUGUACCAGAGUCAAAUGAGACCACACUAUCUGUUCAUGUGCCAUCGAUCUGCUUCAUUGAUCUACACAAACUUGAGGUAAUUCAUAUGCUGAAGCUGGGACAAGGACAAGAUAUCACGGCUAUUGCUCUAAAUGAAGAUAACACUACUCUCGUUGCUUCAACAGCUGAUAAGCAGCUAAUAGUCUUCACAAAUCCUUCUUCUUGCCUGAAUCCUGCAGUUGAGCUCCAAGAUAGCUGAUCAGAUGUUGCACGAAGGAGACGGGCUUCUGUAGUCGUGAGCAAAUCAUCGCUGGCUGGCAUUUUUUUACUCACCGAAGCUCCAGUAAACUUUGCAGCGAAAGACAUAGCAUGCUUGGGAAGAAUGGCAUGAAACAGCAUCUGUGCACAAAACAGGAGUUGCAACAUACAGCAUCUGUACUAUAGCUUUCGCGUAAUGGCGAACUGGUACAGAUGAGCUCGCUUUGGUUCUAUGGAUCUUGCCGUUUACCGCAUGGCGUGCGAUGGCCCAGACAAGAUACGGGACCCUCCCUGUGUAAGCCCGAGGGAUUCAGAAGCAAUGCCAAUGUCACUACUACUCUGCUCUGAGUACCUGUGGCAGCUGUAUCAUAAGUGUGCCUACAUGGACGUCAGGCUAAGUGCCAUCUCUGUACAAAAUCUCGUCCAAGUAAUUGAGCAUGUUCCUUUCGCUUCAUUCAUUUCAGGAAAAAUAUGUGUUAUUAUUGAAACCUCUACAGCUGGGCAAACAGGCGACCAUAGCGCCGGAAUGUUUGCGCUUACAAUUACAUCAGUUAGGUAAUAUUAUUGUUGAAGUAUA